Molecule: messenger RNA, 894 nt
Organism: Thyridium curvatum
Lineage: Eukaryota; Fungi; Ascomycota; Sordariomycetes; Thyridiales; Thyridiaceae
Exons: 2
Coding region: 1-894 (297 amino acids)
Biological process (GO): S-adenosylmethionine biosynthetic process
Cellular component (GO): methionine adenosyltransferase complex
Molecular function (GO): methionine adenosyltransferase regulator activity
Source: RefSeq, a predicted model, not a curated record
AUGGCUGCCAACGGAUCCAAGGCGAACCGCUUCCUCAUCUGGGGUGGUGAGGGCUGGGUUGCCGGCCACCUCAAGACCCUGCUCGAGAAGCAGGGCAAGGAGGUCUUCAGCACCACCAUCCGCAUGCAGAACCGCGAGGAGGUCCUCGCCGAGCUCGACCGCGUCAAGCCCACCCACGUCCUCAAUGCCGCUGGCUGCACCGGCCGCCCCAACGUCGACUGGUGCGAGGACCACAAGGAGGAGACGAUGCGCUCCAACGUCAUCGGCACCAUGAACCUGACCGACUGCUGCUUCCUCAAGGGCAUCCACUGCACCGUCUUUGCCACCGGCUGCAUCUACCAGUACGACGACAAGCACCCCUGGGACGGCCCCGGCUACCUCGAGACCGACCCUGCCAACUUCAAGGACAGCUUCUACUCGGACACCAAGGGCCACGUCGAGGAGAUCAUGAAGCACUACACCAACUGCCUCAUCCUGCGCCUCCGCAUGCCCGUCAGCGACGACCUUAACCCCCGCAACUUCGUCACCAAGAUCUCCAAGUACGAGCGUGUCGUCGACAUCCCCAACUCCAACACCAUCCUCACCGACCUGCUGCCCGCCUCCAUCCUGCUCGCCGAGCACAACGACACGGGCAUCUACAACUUCACCAACCCCGGCGCCAUCUCCCACAACGAGGUCCUCUCCCUCUUCAAGGAGAUCGUCCGCCCCAGCUUCACCUGGAAGAACUUCACCCUCGAGGAGCAGGCCAAGGUCAUCAAGGCCGGCCGCAGCAACUGCAAGCUCGACACCACCAAGCUCGUCAACAAGCUCAAGGAGUACAACUACGAGGUCCCCGAGAUCCACGCUGCCUACCGCGCCUGCUUUGAGCGCAUGAAGGCUGCCGGCGUCCAGUAA